ACCACACCCUUCCAACGAGUAACAACCCUCCACGUGACAGUACCUUCUCCCCGUUGGUGGGCUCACGGUUGUUACGGUGGACGCCGCCACAUAUUCCCCACCUCACAUAUAAUUGUUUCUUACAAAGGUAAAGGUGGAGUCUUUGAAUCUCUCUCUCCCAGCUCGAUAAUAAAUUUCAAUCCUUUAAAGACUUGGGGAGCUUCAUUCAUCUGGUUUUGGCUUCUGGGUUUGGAGUGGAAAUGGCGAGUUAUGGAGAUUCGAGCCAGAAGAUAGACUAUGUGUUCAAGAUUGUGCUGAUUGGGGACUCUGCGGUGGGUAAGUCUCAGAUACUCGCCAGGUUUGCAAGGAACGAGUUCAGCCUGGACUCCAAGGCCACUAUUGGAGUUGAGUUUCAGACCAGGACUCUGGUUAUUGAGCACAAGAGUGUUAAAGCUCAGAUCUGGGACACUGCUGGCCAAGAAAGAUAUAGAGCGGUUACAAGUGCAUACUACAGGGGUGCUGUUGGGGCAAUGCUGGUUUAUGACAUAACCAAACGUCAGACCUUUGAUCACAUACCCCGCUGGCUGGAAGAGCUGCGUAGCCAUGCUGACAAGAAUAUUGUCAUCAUUCUAAUAGGCAACAAAAGUGACCUCGAGGACCAGCGUGCAGUUCCCACUGAAGAUGCCAAAGAAUUUGCUCAAAAGGAAGGACUGUUUUUCUUGGAGACCUCGGCAUUGGAAUCAACUAAUGUUGAGAGUGCCUUCUUGACUGUGUUGACAGAGAUAUUCAACAUUGUUAACAAGAAGCACCUGGCUGCUAGCGAAAAUCAAGGCAAUGGAAACCCUGCAUCUCUGUCAGGUAAGAAGAUCCUCGUCCCAGGCCCAGCUCAAGUGAUCCCCCCCAAGAGCAAAUGCUGUACAUCAUUGUGAUUUGAUUCUCUGAACUUGGGAUGCUGUCUUCACAAUUCUUAAUACUAGCAAAUUUUGAGAGGUGUGAUACAAUUUCUUUGUAUAUUUUUUACCUUGCUAGUUUAGUUUGCAUGAGCUGAUUAAUUGCGUGUUUGAUAUGGAAGAAUGAACUAAAGACUUAGCUGAUUUGUGUUUGCCUGUCGCCUGGCAUCAGUCAUCUGUUCUUUUAAAUAUGUGUAGUUCCACAUUCUCCUUUAAAUGGUUGGAUACAUGAGUGAGGAUAUUUCCUAUC
Molecule: messenger RNA, 1179 nt
Organism: Rosa rugosa (rugosa rose)
Lineage: Eukaryota; Viridiplantae; Streptophyta; Magnoliopsida; Rosales; Rosaceae
Product: ras-related protein Rab11D
Exons: 2
Coding region: 240-908 (222 amino acids)
Cellular component (GO): endosome
Molecular function (GO): GTPase activity; GTP binding
Source: RefSeq, a predicted model, not a curated record